This is a messenger RNA of Raphanus sativus (radish), 405 nucleotides long. RefSeq names its product putative phytosulfokines 4. Gene Ontology annotation, biological process: cell population proliferation. Gene Ontology annotation, molecular function: growth factor activity. Gene Ontology annotation, cellular component: extracellular region. The coding region runs from base 5 to 262 and encodes 85 amino acids. The record is from RefSeq and is a predicted model, not a curated record. The transcript has 2 exons. NCBI's taxonomy places the organism in Eukaryota, Viridiplantae, Streptophyta, Magnoliopsida, Brassicales, Brassicaceae.
CAAAAUGGAUAAUCUCUCUACUUUGCUCAUGGUGGCUCUUGUCCUUUGCACCGCCACGCUAACGUGCACCGCCCGCCCCGAACCGGCCGAUUUCCCCUCCUUCACUAUCUCUCCAGCCGACAUACUUAGUCUGGAAAUGAUGGAUUCAAAAUUAUAUGAAGCGGCGGGAGGGAGCUGCGAGAAAGACGAUGACGAAGAUUGCUUGACGAGAAGAACAUUGACGGCUCAUCUCGAUUAUAUCUAUACACAGAAUAACCCUUAGCUAAAUUAUUCUAAUUGUCGUUAAUUUCAAAUCACUUCCACAUGUUACAUAUGUGUAUAUAGAAUCACUGGUUAAUCCUUUUAGGGAAAGUGUUAAAUUAUCACAUGUAUAUAAUUGUAUAGUAUAGAAUCGAGUUUAAAAUA